UGAGCGACUUCAAUACGCAAUGAAUGUAGCAGCAUCAUCUCCAUCAUCACGAAAACAGAAACGCCUUGGUCCUGCACCAAUUGCUUCGAUGGAAGAGACUGCUGCGGAAGAGAAGGUGCAACACAGUGAUGCACAGAUGGAUCACCAGAACAAUUACCAAUCACAUCGUUGGCUUAACGACAAGCCGUCGACCGAUUCUAAUCGUGGUUCACCGACUAAGUCCUUUGAUUGCCCAUCGGCACUUACGCCAGCGACACCUCGGAUCGACAUCAGCAGGGCAUCUUCGCACUCAUCUCAUCAUGAUAGCCGAGACAGCAGCCCAGAAAAUGUCUUUGACCAGGUUGGAACAGGAACACUUCAAGACUCUGGUGUGCUUGGAUUUCGAGAAGAAGACACAUUGGACUUGCGGAAUUCCACCGAGGAACUACAGUUCAUGGAACCGCAAAAAGGUACUCAUGAAAAAGAGAAACCAAACACGCAGAUAAUAUAUAGUUCAUCGCUCUCGCAAAGAUACUCGCCCAUUAUUUGGAAACUAGAUGACCAAUCCACGUUGUUGACUCAACAGCACCAUUCACAACAACAGCAAACACAACAGCAAACACAACAGCAACUACAUAAUCGCAAAGAUUCGGCCAGUUCCGAGGUGGUUGCAUUCCUAUCGAUCUCUGGCCGGACAAGUCGUCUUUCAAGUGUUGGUAGCCAAGGUUCGGCCAAUAGUAAGCUGUCGGCCACUUCGGCUUUAUCUGCAAUUUCUCGUUCACCCUCGCCUCACAAGAUGCUUCUUGAAACUUCCUUUUGCGGAGCAAAGCCUCUGCAAACGUUCGCCGAGGGUGCUAUUGUCGGCUCGAGUCUAGAAGCAUCGACGGAAAAGGUUUUGGAGCAGGUAAUAUUGUCCCGCAAGAAAGAUCCCACGGAAGCUGUGCUAGCGGAAGGUGUAAACAUCCAUGUCACAACCUCAAGUUUCACGUCGACCGAUAUGCGUAGCGGGCUUAGCAACUGCUUUCAUCAGCAGCCCGCGCCGGUAGGAGUCGAUCGCGAAAGCGAAGAGACUGGUGGCAAGCACAUUCGUCGCAAAUCCGACUGUGGCGCCGCUACUGCAGAGCUGGACAUGAUGCAGCAACUUAAAGUUACUCAAACGAGCCGCAGCGUCGGAAACAAGCGUCACAUCCCACCUAGGGAUUUGAAAAACUCCAUCAUCGGCACUAUGCCUAGUGGCACGGAGUACAUCCGGAUCAAGUUGAAGCCCGACCACUGCUACAGCGAUAACGGAAUCGCCGAUAACGAACGUAUCGUGGAGAAGACAAAAGAAAACGGUGGACACGAGUUGUCCGUUUCGCACGAUCACACUCGAGCUUCCGAAAGGCUCGAGCCGCAUCACAACAGCAGCACUACGAGAUCACCAUCGCCGGCAAACGUGAGUGUUUCGCGAAAGAAUUCGUUCUGUUCGCUUUUUAAGUUUAGAGAUGUCGGCCCAAAUGACAAACCUCAAAACCUCCAGCAGCACUCGCAACAACUGUCGCGUAAAAAGCGCAGCUCCACGGCAUCGAACGAAUCGGGGAUGAUCGGUGGUGGCGACAUGUCAACCAACUCGACACCUUCCAAGCAGAAGCUGGUGCUCAAGAUGUUUAAAUCAAAGCGCGAUCCGAAGUCAAAAUCGCCGUCUCCGAUGGGUUCUACAGCUGAUGCCAUCGGACAAUCUUUCCCUGGUGGUGGUAGUGGAGGUGAUCACUACGCAACAAGCAAUAUGAGCGCUGAACGCUCGCCGGGCACAACCGGCUUGCGCUAUUACGACGCACCUCUUGACGGCCAAAGUAUACACAUUCCACUACACACGCCUCCGGAGGAGCGGUCGUUAGCCGGCGGUUCGUUCCGCAGUACGACGAGUGGUCAUAAGACUUCAUCCCACGUACCGGUCGCAGAUAAUCACCGACCAGUGUUAGCAUCGGCUACGACCAGCCAAAGCAUUUUGAAGCACUCAAAACAGAAUACCACACCAAAACAGCAACGCAUUGCCAACAUGACCGUUACGAUACACGAUCGGCCUAAGCCGAUGCCUCCGCUCAAAUGCUAUCGAAUUGACAAUCCGGACGGUAGUAUUAUCAUACCACUAAAGUCGCCUAUCGAAGAGAAAACCGCUGACUCCCACCAAUGGGAGAAUGUGAUUGGCGAACUGUCGCAGCGCAUUGAGAUGCAAGCUACUGACUCUCGGGACGGAGUGGCCGUUCCAACUGCCGCCGGGAGUGGUAGUAAAAGUAACAGCGCCCCAACGAACCAUCGACCAGCUUCGCUCUUGUAUAAUGAUGCUGAAUCAGCAUCCCACUCACAGAAGCAGGGUUCCCAACAUACACUACCAGCAGCGUCUCUACCGAUUCCUCCACCACCACCACCACCUCCUCCUUUUUCUGCAUCUCCCUCUCUUCCUUCCACCUCAUGUGCAAAUCCCGUUCCGAUAGUGGCUAGUUCGACGAGCCGGAAGUUAGUGAUGGCCGCCGAAACUCAUGGAACACUACCGCAGCAAGCAGCGGCAGCGGCAGUGCUGAUGCGCCAGCGGCAGCAGCAGCAAUCCUUUUUCAAGCUGCGCAUGGGCUCCGGGAGCGAGGAGCAAAUAUUCAGCACCACGUUGAACGAUUACUCAAAGGAACUACACCGGAACAGCUCCAACGUAAGCCAGAGCUCCUCAGUGGCCGCGCUACAAAGGUCGAGUAAUGAAAACGACCCAGAACCAGGCGUUUGUCCACCCGACGGAAUCGAUGGCGACGUACCGUCUGGGAAACCGUUUGCCGGUAAUUGUAGUGAACCUCCAGACGAACGAGCCGUUAGUGUAACAUCAUCAUCUUCACCUCAACAGGUCCCGAUGACGGAAAGGGAAAAAAAUGGGGUGAAGGAGCCACCACCUGAGCAGCGGCAACAAAGCCAGCAGCAACACCAGUAUGUUACAACAAGUAACACGGAAGCAAUAGUCACCACAUCGCCGAAUGGAGAUUAUGCAGCGGCUGAUGCCACUGUAUCCCGUCGUAGCAGUAGUAGCCCAAUCGAAUACGCUAGUAGCGAGUACAAGAACUACCACUACCACCAUCAGCAGCACCAUUAUAGCCAGCCGCGUAGUCAUCGCCAAAAGCAACGCCACAAGCACCAGGACUCUGCUCCAACAAACGAGGACGUUCUAAUUGGGGCUGUUCCCGCAGAUGUGUCAUCGGAAAGCGAAAAAGACUCCGAAAUUGAUUCCGUGUCGACCACUGGUCGCCAUGCAGUCCGCCCCAAUAUGCUUACAAUCGAGGACCACGAAAGUGCGGGCCUGGUGUUUCAGGAGUCGUUCGACGAUGAGUUGCCGUAUAUACCGACUACGCUACCGGAAGAGAAACCUAUAGGUAUCAAGCUGAUGCCGGUUAAGGAGCGUGCUCAGAUAGACCUCAAAACGUACCAUCCACUCGAACGACCACGGUCGACGACGCCCAUACAUCCGGCGUCACUUGAUGCUUACUGUGACCGUUCAACCAUUGCCGGUCUUGCCGAUGCAUCUGCAGCCUCCCAGGCUCUCGGAGAGCGAGGAGCUUUCGGGGUGCCUGGAGGAGGUGCCGAAAAGCUACGUAUCAGCUUACCUGCUAAAAAGCCAGGCGAAAACACUGGAGCUUCUAGUGGUUCUAGUGCGAAGAGGAUUCUCGAACACCGCUCGUCGCUUGGUGCUAUCACGCUAUCGACGACGUCAGUCACAGCAGCUGUUAGCGCAGGCACAGCGAGGAGUGCUAGUGCCGGAGGAGCAAUGGCUAAGCAGCAUCGCACAGCGUUAAUGAUCCGGUGUCGCGCGCCUACAGAGGACACGCCAUCGCCACCACCACUGCCACCACGAAAAGCAACCGGUGUGACAGCCACACCGCCCGGGCCCAAAUGGAUAGACGUGGAAGCGUUACCUGAAUUGCGGAAAGCUCCCAAACGCAUCACAGCAAUACCCCAGAAGCCGCAACAACAGCAGCAGCAGCAGAAACAGCAUCACGACCACCAAUCGUCAAGUUCGCGCCAACCGGAAACCUCGCUACACAGACAGGAAAUCGACUCCGAUGGACAAAUUUACACGUACGUUAAUCCGGAGGAUUGUCAGUGCGAAUGCCAUGAACAUGAACGUUCGGCUGCCGGCUGGCAAUGCACACUUUCACACCGGAACUACUAA
Molecule: messenger RNA, 4165 nt
Organism: Anopheles bellator
Lineage: Eukaryota; Metazoa; Arthropoda; Insecta; Diptera; Culicidae
Exons: 4
Coding region: 20-4165 (1381 amino acids)
Source: RefSeq, a predicted model, not a curated record